This is a messenger RNA of Ziziphus jujuba (common jujube), 1790 nucleotides long. RefSeq names its product protein WHAT'S THIS FACTOR 1 homolog, chloroplastic. Gene Ontology annotation, molecular function: RNA binding. The record is from RefSeq and is a predicted model, not a curated record. The transcript has 3 exons. Lineage: Eukaryota; Viridiplantae; Streptophyta; Magnoliopsida; Rosales; Rhamnaceae. The coding region runs from base 201 to 1661 and encodes 486 amino acids.
CUCCCUUCCGCUCAUAAUUAUUUUUUAUUUUUGGUAACUGGAAUUGCCAGCUUGAAGGCAACCAGAGGAAUCCAAGAAAAUUCCAAUCUCCAGUGACUGUUUUUGCAGGGAUGUUAUAUAAAAUUGGGGCGACCUUUGUCACACUAUUAAUUCAGUAAAAUUAUUGCCGCUGAUAAGGAUUCUCAUUGGCACUAAGCUGAAUGGCAUUGUAUUUGCCUUGCUCACCUCAUAGAGAUUGGCCUAUCUUUUCCCUAAAUUCUAGCUUUCUCCCUAGGAAUGCUUCCUUGUUUCUUGGUGAUACUAACAAAAGUUAUUACAGUAGGAACUGCAUAGAACUUUCUAUUUCAAUUUCUUGUUCAUCUAUCAAAACUGUCCGUAGCCCUUCUCUAGACAAGCAUAUUGUGAAGCAAAAUAAGAUAAGAUUUGUUCAAAAGCUGAAAACCCUGCUCCUCUCUAAACCAAAACACUAUAUUCCUAUACAUAUCCUUUCCAAAUGUCGAUCUUACCUUUCCCUUUCAAAGCCUAAGUCUAUCAUCUCAAUGAUUCAUCGUUACCCUUCAAUAUUCGAGCUUUUCUCAAUUCCAAGAGCACCCACACCAUUGAAUGCUACAAAGUCAUAUUCCCAACUCUGUGUCCGUCUAACCCCAGCUGCAGCUGCUCUUGCUUCUGAGGAAUUAAAUUACAAAUUGCUCAUCUCUGAUAGCCUGGCCACCAAACUCCAGAAACUGCUUAUGCUCUCUUCUCACCGACGGCUACUUUUGUCGAAACUGGUACACCUUGCUCCUGAUCUUGGUCUUCCACCCAAUUUUCGUUCUCGCCUCUGCAAUGAUCACUCAGAUAAAUUUAAGACUGUUAACACCUCCUAUGGCCGUGCACUUGAACUUGUCUCGUGGAAACCAGACUUGGCAAUGCCUUUACUCUCCCCGGAAGUUCAAUCAAGUGGGCUGAUAGUAGACAGGCCUUUGAAGUUCAAGCAACUAAGACUACGAAAGGGAUUGAAUUUGAAGAGAGCUCAUCGCGAUUUCCUGAUCAAGUUUAGAGAAAUGCCUGAUGUUUGCCCUUAUAAAACUUCUGUUACGGAGUUUGCUAAAGAAUCCAUUGAGGCAGAGAAGAGAGCUUGUGCAGUGGUGAGAGAGGUACUUGGAAUGACGGUUGAAAGGAGGACUUUGAUAGACCACUUGACUCAUUUUAGGAAGGAGUUUGGGCUGCCCAAUAAGUUGAGGGCUAUGAUUGUAAGGCACCCAGAGUUAUUCUACGUGAGCUUGAAAGGGCUGAGGGAUUCUGUGUUCUUGGUUGAGGGGUUUGAUGAGAAAGGUAUGUUGUUGGAGAAGGAUAGAAGUUUGGAGAUGAGGGAAAAGUUGAUGGAGUUGGUUAGGGAAGGGAAGAGAAUGAGAAGAGAAAGGAAGAAAGCUUGGAUUAACAAUACAGAUAUUGGUGAGUGUAAUGAUGAAAAAGAUGAUGAUUAUGAGGCUGAUGGCUAUAACGAUGAUUAUGAUGACGGUUUGGAGAAUUUAUUUGAAUCUGAAUAUUCAGACUUAGAGGAUGAUGACGACGAAGAGAGCAGUGUGCUCUUGUCUUACAGGGAUAAUGCAGAGUUUUGGGCUGCAGAUGCAGCUUCUUUUUCCAAUAUUUUGGAUGGAGGUCCAAUGGAACCUUGGUAGUAGUGAAGGCCAACACUCGACAAUUUCUGCAUGUCAUCCAACAAUAACAGUAGUAGGGACAAAUUGUUGUAUUGGUAUGGUUAUGUAUCCUUUUAUCAUGGUAUACAAACGGCAGAUGUACAUUCUUGA